AUGGAUUGCAAAUCGCUAUUGUUUUGCUUAGCGGUAUUUCUAGCGGUACUUUUCACAGACUGUGAAGGAAGGACAAAGAAAGUCGUUAUCCACGUCCCCUAUAAAGUUAAGAAGAUCAAACACGUUCACACAGUUUAUAAAACGAUCCAUCAUCAUCACACACAUCAUGAUCAUGAACAUGGUCUGGUGCCUGACGAUCACGAGCACUUUCACCACAUGCAUCUUUUGGAGGAGCCGUCACCCACCCAUGUGCAGGCGAUUCCUGAAUUCCUUCCAGAUGGUCCCUUAGAUUUGCCGCUCGAUAUAUCAGAAAUGCCACGUGACAUACCUCUGAAAUCCAUUCGUCAUGGGAUACCGUUAUACAGGCAAAAAUAAAUACAGUUUUUCUCUUAAAACUUGUUUAUAGAUUUGACUUUGAAAACAAGAAGUCUG
Messenger RNA from Danaus plexippus (monarch butterfly), 432 nucleotides. RefSeq lists its product as uncharacterized. Bases 1 to 375 code for a protein of 124 amino acids. Lineage: Eukaryota; Metazoa; Arthropoda; Insecta; Lepidoptera; Nymphalidae. The record is from RefSeq and is a predicted model, not a curated record. The transcript has 3 exons.